Messenger RNA from Anopheles maculipalpis, 1215 nucleotides. RefSeq names its product glycosylated lysosomal membrane protein B-like. The coding region runs from base 1 to 1215 and encodes 404 amino acids. The record is from RefSeq and is a predicted model, not a curated record. Gene Ontology annotation, cellular component: lysosome. The transcript has 4 exons. Lineage: Eukaryota; Metazoa; Arthropoda; Insecta; Diptera; Culicidae.
AUGUUACAAAACAGUGAUAAAUGUAUCUCGUUUUUGCUGGGCGUCGCUGUGUUGGUGCACCUACUAAACGUUGCCCGUUGUGAUGAGCCCAGCAAAUUGCAGCGAAAACUGACUACUACAUUGAAUCCGGGAUGCAGAGAUUACUGCGAAAAUAAUAAUGCGAUUACGCUGGUACACAUUGCGGCCACGUCGGACACCGAUACGAUUCAUUAUGUGUGGGAUUUUACUGGCAAACCUACGAUUCUGGUGGCAUUAACGAGCAAAGAGGCUAAAUUCCACAUCGAUUGGCAGCGAUUGAUAGAUAGCAAGGCGGGCUCUGCGUACUUUACCGAAGUUCCACAAUACACGUUUAUGGCGAUUAUCAACCGGAUUUUUCAGUACGAUGAUGCGCACGAUCGCGCUAUGCUGGAUGAUGAUUCGAAUGUGUUUGUUUACGAUCCACACAACUUCAUCUGGAACCGCAGCUUGCUGUGGUCAAACGAACAGGACGCUAUGAUGGCAAUCAAUGCGGGCGAUGAUUUCCUUUUCAAGUUAAAUGCAUACUCAACGAAAGACCAUGGAAUGGACUUCCCCCAUCUUCUGCACACAUCGAAUUCCACACAGAUCGAUAUCGUGUUUAACAACAUCACCAACCGUUUCGCGAAUCCGCGCUUUGCGAUCGAGCUGCUAUUUGUCGUAUCGGAACAAGCCGUCGUCGGUUCGGAGUUUGAGGUAACGAAGCGCAAAACGCUUGACGACGAACAUACGCCGGGCAUAUUCGAGAUCGUGGACGUACUGUCACCGGGUGCUUUCACCUUUUCGGCCGGCGGUUACAUAGAGUAUCGCCCCGUGUCUUACACACACCCCGAGCGAGAUGUCGCCACAUCGACUGAAACGCGCCAAAGCCAACCGGUUACUGUGCGGUCACCGACGGCAGCACUACAGACGACCCUUGCCUACGCUCUGUACGGUACCAAGCUGGACAGCUUCCUGGUGCAGGGCAUGAACGUUUCGUUUGGUGUGAGCGAGGAUGGAUUCUAUCGCAAGACAAACUAUACUACCAUGACGUUCCAGGUCGGGUAUGGGAUACCACCGGUCGAGGAGUUGUCCGCGUUUGUGCUGAUCGUGGCGGGCAUUGGUAUUGGUGUGCCACUGGUUGUGUUAAUCGCGAGCAUGAUCUACGUUUGCGUCAAGAAGCUUCGCAACCGGGACCGAUUCCAGCAGCAGCGACUGUAA